Stylonychia lemnae is the source of this 1728-nucleotide messenger RNA. NCBI's taxonomy places the organism in Eukaryota, Ciliophora, Spirotrichea, Sporadotrichida, Oxytrichidae. The record is from the annotation of a GenBank genome assembly.
AUGGAAAGUAGAGGCUAAAUGCAUUAACCAACUCGCAAACAUUCUGAGGAACCGACAUGUGCUAUAUGCGUAGAAAAGAUAGAUUAUUACGGAAUAGGUGAGUGUGGACACAAUAUGGUCUGUUGGAGAUGUAUUAUGAAGCAGAGAAUGAAGAUGGACAAAAAGGAGUGUCCAAUAUGUAAGCAACAAAAUUCAAAGGUAUUGAUUACAAAGUAUAUUCAUGAGACUUUGGCAACCUGCCCUGAUCCUAUUUAUGACAAGGAAUCUGACGUCUACUAUUCAACUCCAGCAGCUAAAGGCGACAUAUUGCUUUAAAUUGGAAACUAUUGCAAACUAUGUUCGACAGAGGAAAUGCGCAGAAAGUUUCCCACUACUAAGUCAUUAUUAGAUCACUAUGAUAAUUAUCACAAAAAAGCUUUGUGUGAAAAGUGUCUUGAGUUUAAGCCAGUCUUAAUGUAUGAGUAGGAGCUCUUUGAGUACAAAUAAUUUCAGCAUCAUAUGAAAAGAGUCCAUCCCAUUUGCUUCUUUUGCAAUUUCCUUCAUUUCUAUGAUCAAGAUAACCUUAAUCGCCACUACUUGAAAGAUCAUCAUUUUUGCGACAUUUGCAAAAAGCAAGGCAAAAAGAGAAAUAUGGAAAAAAAUAAGUAUACUAAUUUGCCAGAGUAUGAAGUCUAUAAGGACUUUACUGAACUAAGGGAUCAUCAUACAAAGAGACAUUUCACUUGUGAGUUUAAAUAAGAGUAUUGCUUGAAUCUGGUAUUCGAGGAUGGUCCUCAGUUGGCUUCUCAUUACUUCAAUGUACAUGGCAUCAGAAAAGAGGUUAGAGUCGAAUUUGGAUUCUCUGAUGAUGAGGAUGUAGAUGAUAGAUUCUAGCAUGAAGAGGAGAAAAAAGAGAACGCUCAGUUGACUAAGGAUAAUUAUAGAGAAGUUUUCCCUACUUUAACACAGAGUAAAAAGUAGAUCAUGGCUGAAGCUGGGAUUCAAGAGAGAGAACAGUGGCCCUCAUUGAUAUAACAGAUUGUUAAAAAGCCUAACAUUAGUGUGAUGAAGGCAGUGUAGGACAAAUAAUCGCACCUUAUGGAAAGUGCUAGAGUCAAAAAGGAAAAGCAAGAUUAUCAUAAAAUGAUCAGACAGAUUGACAAUGAGGAUCUGAGUUUGGAAUUCAAUGAAGCAGCUAACACGCUUUAAUUCACCUAGAUAGAGGAAGUACCUAAAAUAGUAUCAAACAACACAGGAAAGAAGAAAAUGAAGAAAGUCAUUGUGGUGGAGGAAAGGAAGCAUGAGGAGAUCAAGAAAUCUGACUUCCCAUAACUCAUCUAAGAGGAGAGUAAAAGGCCCUAAACUCAACAGCAGAUUAAUAGAUCUGGAAUUAAUGAUAAUACCUGGAAUGUAGUCUCUGAAAAUAAGAUUGCAGGAAAUACUAACAAGACUAAGCCGAAUAACAACAGCAUAUAACAAUAAACUAGUCAGAACUUUAGUAAGGGCGUUGAUUAGAAAUUCAAGCAGGAAUUUCCUACAUUGCACAAGCAAGAGAAUGGCAAGAAGCCAGUGGUAUAGGAUCCAGGUACGAGUGCAAGAGGAGAUGGAGGCGGCGGGUAUGAUCCAUAGAAUGCUAACGGGGCUGCUGCAGAGGUAAAGAAGAAAAACCGGAAGAAAAAAGACAAGGGCGAGGCUGUGGUUGACUGGACAAAGCUUAACAAGUAGAUUGACUACAAACAACUAUUCUGA